Onthophagus taurus is the source of this 2406-nucleotide messenger RNA. RefSeq lists its product as uncharacterized. Lineage: Eukaryota; Metazoa; Arthropoda; Insecta; Coleoptera; Scarabaeidae. The record is from RefSeq and is a predicted model, not a curated record.
AAAUUAGGUGAUUUUUAUCAUUUCAUUAGAAAGUUUAUUGGAAUUUCCCUUUUUAUCGUACAUAUUUACAAAAAAUAAAUUAAUAAAGGAGUGAUUUUUUGUUUAAUUUGUUGUUAAUCAUAUGAUCUCGUUCUAAUUUUUUUGUUAAAAAACAAAGAGUUGUACCCAAACAAUCAAAUUUUCGUAACAAUGCUCCGCGCAUGGCUGCCACAAAUAGUUUGAUCGAAUCGAGCUUUUAACGUGUACAUUUUAGUUGCGAGCCGCAGAGUGUAACAAGCACGUGCAAAGAGUGCAGGUGGUUAUAACCACCCUAUCACGUGAAAUGAUAUGGUUUCUUAAAACAUUUUCGAAAAAUUUUCCAAUCGUUUAUUACAUUUUAAGAUUAUGUUAUUCCCUUGAAGAAAACCAAUUUCAAUUUGAUGUUUCAAAGUUAUCCACAUUAAAACACGGAUCUGAAUUGGUGUUCUUAGAAAAUGGGUUUAAAAACAAUAAUUCCUACAAAUUGGAAGAUUUCUUUUGGACCGGCUCCGGGGACUCAGAAGAAGAAUUUGAAACAAAAACCUCAAUCAUUUACGAAACAAAAACUGUCUUAUCAACGCUUUUUAUAGCAUCAACAAACCCACCAUCAAAUCAGACUUCGAAGCCUUCAAAAUGCAUAAUAAACUGUUUACCUCCUCAUCAACCAAACAGCGAUAUAAACCCAACCUCAGUCUACGAUUACAACACAACCGAAAAUUUAGACGCCGACCGCCAAUUUUGGCUCUUAACUGUUCUUAAAAGCGAUGGAAAAGACCCCGUUUUGAUCGAUUUAAAGAAUAGCUUAGCUAAGCUUUACAAAAAAGCUUUCCAACGGCAACAAGAAAAGCAUUUGGGGAUAAACAGAAAUAAAAGGGAUUUGGAUUUAGAACAAUUCAACGAAACGAAUAAUAAAUUAAUCGAGACCAAAGAUAAACCCGUUAAAGUUUACAUCCACAACGUUGAGAAAUCCCCCAUUAACGGCGAUGAAAAAAUCGAAGUUUUAUAUCACGUCUCCGUUUCCGGACAACCAAUUCCCGCAAAUACAGCUGCUGAUGAUAUGGCUUUAAUUUCCGACGAAGAAGUUAUCCAAGAAUUGGGUUAUCCAUUCCUAAUUAAAGCAGAACCUUAUUUAAAAGCAUCCGAACCACAAAGCUUAUCAACAUCGAAAAAUACAUGGUUAUUUAUCGGGUCAUCUUUAGCCGCAGUCUUUUUACUUCUUUUAGCCGUUGCUUUUUUAUCACUUUGCAUAACGAAAAGAAAAAAAUCUCAUACAAAUAUGCGUCAAGUUUUUGACACCCAUGCAAAAGAAAACGUUGGUUUUGUUGACGAUAAAGACAAAAAUAGGAAAGGAUCACCAACCUACAUCGAUUUCCGAACGCAAACGUCGAAUGAAACUUUAAGAAGUGUUGAUAUUAAUCGAUCGAGGAGUUCAAUUAGUUCAAUGAGUGUUAGUUCGAGUAGUUUGGAUGUUUCGCCUUUAAUGAGGGCGAAACCAAAACAGUUUAGGGGAAAACCCACGAAUAAAACUGUACCUCUUAAUUUGGUGAAAUAUAGAAGUUCUUUUGGUGAUUCUGAUAGUAGCGAGGAUCUAAAAAGAUCUGAAAAUGAAUCUGGGGUGAUUAGUCCUAAAUCUUAUUUGUCAAUGCCCUCAGUAAAAUCAUUUCCAAAAUGUAACAUUCCAGAGCCUUUAAGUAAAGUUUUAGAACCAGUUAGUGUUCUUCAUUUAGAUUUAAUAGAUGAUCAAGAUCAACCGGAUAAAAAUUAUUUUAAACGACAUGGAAGUUCUUGCGAAGAUCCCGGUGUUAUCGGCCCGGUUGUUUGGAGUAUUCACCAACAAAAAAUACAACAUGGGGUUAGCGUUGAUGAAGGAAUCGACGAACUAAAAAUUGCUAAUAACGUAGCUCGAAUGAGGAAAAGAUUCCACGAUCUCCUCGACGACACAUUCAGCUUAUUCGGAAGUAGAAGAGACAGUCCAAUUGAUGAUCAACGAGCUGCUUUAUCCGAAAUUAAAAGCCAUUCAGCUAUAAAUAAUCGCCUUCCAGAUGAAAAUCAAUCGAUGAAGCCUCGUCCAAAAACAUCGGAUCCUAGAAGACCUCCAACGGGGGCCCAUGUAGAACCCCGAGGAGCUUGGGAUAGCCACGCUCCAUCACCUUUAGCGCGGCCUUUAAGUGCUGGGGUUUUAAGACAACAACCGAAAAUUGAUGUGGCCCAUAUUUUAGCUGAGGGACAAUUCAAAACGAACGAUCCAGCUGUGCCUUUAAUCGCUGCUAUUAAAAGUGAAAUUGGAAAGUGUUCUUUACCUGGAAGUACAACCAAUUUAGUUGGGGAUCAAAAUUAAAAAGUUUCAAUCGUGCAAUAACCAAAUAAUUAUUAGUACAUAUAUAGAAC